Molecule: messenger RNA, 3985 nt
Organism: Cuscuta campestris
Lineage: Eukaryota; Viridiplantae; Streptophyta; Magnoliopsida; Solanales; Convolvulaceae
Source: the annotation of a GenBank genome assembly
CCCUAAUCUGUCCAGGUCUGCAGCCUCUUUCAGAUUAAAGUAUUAACUUGGUAAUCGUAAAAAUUUAAAACAUUUCAAACACUUUUAUUUAUCACAAUAAUAUUUUUCAUAAUAUAAACAGUACGGAGUUUUCAAUAUUGCGGAAGCUUAACAAUCAUAAUCACAAACAUAAUUUAUUUAUGUUCUUUAAUUCAAAACCAUCACAUCCAUUCCGACAAUCUCGCCUCCAUCUGCCUCCAGGAUCAAGAGCUGCAGCCUACAGGGGUUUCGGCCUUAGCUUUGGCCGGAGCCAACAACUAAUAAUCUAAGCCACCGCACAUUCUUUUCCACUCUCUGUCUCGUUCCCUGCAGCCUGCACCAUCCAACGACCUCCAUUUCGCCUGCAACAUUCCGGAAACCCCUCUCUCAAUGCGCCGAUUCGACUCCGCAUAACUAUCCGAUCCUCGCACCGAACGGAGCGGAUUGUUCGACCGGCCGAUUGACGGAUUGGCUAGUGGAUAUGGCGCUAUCGACGGCCGACUUGCCGGCGAUGUACUCGCUGCUAUCUAACUCACUGUGCUCCGACCAGAGCAUCCGGAGUCCUGCCGAGGAUACUCUCGCUCAAUGUGAGAGCCGCCCCGGUUUUUGCUCCUGUCUUAUGGAAGUCAUCACGGCCAAGGAUUUAGCAUCUCAAGGAGAUGUUCGAUUAUUGGCAUCUGUCUACUUCAAGAACAGCAUCAACAAAUAUUGGAGGAACAAGCGUGACUCAAUGGGAAUUAGCAGUGAAGAAAAGUCUCAUUUAAGACAAAAACUUUUAGGACACUUGAGAGAAGAGAAUUACCAGGUUUCCCUCACUUUAUCUGUGAUAUUCUCAAAGAUUGCUCGUAUUGACUAUCCCAAAGAAUGGCCCGAGCUUUUUUCCAGUUUGGCCCACCAGCUUCAAUCAGCUGAUAUUCUAGCUACCCACAGAAUUUUCAUGAUUCUUUUCCGUACUCUGAAGGAGUUGUCCACAAAACCUCUUCUCUCAGACCAAAGAAACUUUGCUGAGAUAUCAAGACAACUCUUUGAAUUCUGCUGGCAUCUUUGGCAGGCUGAUGUUCCAACUAUACUGCAUGGUUUCUCAGCCCUUGCCCAAAGCUUCAGAGCGAACACAUCUGAACUAUGUCAUGAUGAUCUUUACUUAACUUGUCAGAGAUGGUUUUUGUGUUCCAAGAUAGUUCGUCAGUUGAUAAUUUCUGGAUUUCCAAGUGAUGCAAAGACCCUACAGGAGGUCAAUCAUAUCAAAGAGGUUUCUCCUGUGAUGUUGAAUGCCAUCCAGUCAUUUCUUCCAUUUUCAGAUUCCUCUCUCCAAGAGCAACAUCCCAAAUUCUGGAACUUUGUAAAACAGGCAUGCACUAAGUUGAUGAAAAUCUUAGUUGCAGUGCAGCAGCGUCAUCCUUAUUCAUUCGGAGAUAAAUGCGUCCUGCAACUUGUUGUGGACUGCUGUGUCAACAAGAUUGUAGAUCCAGACCAACACUUGAUGUCUUUCGACCAAUUCUUGAUUCAGUGUAUGAUAAUGUUGAAAACUGUUUUGGCCUGUAAUGAGUACAAGGCACCCUUAACUGGGCGUGUGGUGGAUGACAAUGGACUUACCUUUGAGCAGAUGAAAAAAAAUAUGUCUAGUUCUAGGGCUGAGCUCCUUGCUUCUCUUUUUCCUCGUGACAGGGUGAUUCUACUAUGCAAUAUCCUCAUCAGGAGGUACUUCGUUCUCACAGCAAGUGAUUUGGCAGAGUGGUACCAGAAUCCUGAGUUAUUUCAUCAUGAGCAGGAUUCAGUUCUAUGGUCAGAAAAACUACGGCCAUGUGCUGAAGCACUGUAUAUCAUUUUAUUUGAAACUCAUAAUGAGUUGUUAGGACCUGUCGUGCUCUCUAUAUUGCAAGAAGCUAUGCAUGGCUGUCCCUUUUCAGUAAAUGAAAUUUCACCACCAUUCCUACUUAAGGAUGCAGCUUAUGGUGCUGCUGCAUACGUUUAUUAUGAACUUUCAAAUCAUCUGAGCUUUAAAGACUGGUUUAAUGGCGCAUUAUCUAUAGAGCUCUCAAAUCAUCACCCAAAUAUGCGGAUCAUACACAGAAAAGUUGCAUUAAUCCUUGGACAAUGGGUUUCAGAAAUUAAAGAUGAUACUAGGCGGGCUGUGUACUGUGCUCUGAUCAAUUUGCUUCAGGGUGGAGAUUUAUGUGUCAGGCUGGCAGCAUGUCGUUCGUUGUAUUUUCAUAUUGAAGAUGCAAACUUCAAUGAGUCUGAGUUUUCAGACCUUCUUCCUAUUUGUUGGGAUCUAUGCUUCAAAUUGGUAGAGGAAGUUCAAGAGUUUGACUCCAAGGUUCAAGUUUUGAAUACAAUUUCUGCUCUUAUAGCUCACAUUACUGAAGUUCUUCCAUUUGCAAACAAGUUGGUGGUGUUCUUCCAGAAGGCAUGGGAGGAAUCUUCUGGUGAAAGCCUUUUGCAGAUUCAGCUUCUUACUGCACUAAAAAAUUUUGUUUUAGCUCUUGGUUAUCAGUCACCCAUCUGUUACAACAUACUGCUCCCCAUUUUACAAAGUGUAAUUAAUGUAAAUAGGCCAGAUGAGCUACUUGAAGAUGCCAUGCAGUUAUGGGAAGCCACACUCAUUAAUGCCCCAUCAAUGGUAUCAGAACUACUGGGAUGUUUCCCAUGUCUGGUAAAAAUUCUGGAAAGAAGUUUUGAUCACCUGAAGGUUGCUGCCAGUAUUAUUGAGGACUAUGUAAUUUUGGGUGGAAGGGAGUUUGUCAGUAUGCAUGCUUCUAGUGUCACCGAGUUUCUUAAUCUGGUGGUUGGAAAUGUCAAUGAACGUGGGCUGCUAUCAGUUCUUCCCGUGAUUGAUAUUCUAGUUCAGUGUUUUCCAGGGGAAGUGCCACAACUAAUGAGCAUAAGUGUACAAAAAUUAAUUGUUGUAUGCUUGACGCGAGAAGAUGACCGUGAUCCUUUAAAGACAAUAGCAAAAGUGUCUGCUGCAGCUUUGCUGGCACGGAUUUUUGUCAUGAAUACAAGUUAUCUUGCACAGUUAACAUCUGAGCCUUUGCUAUCAGCAAAUCUUCAGAAAGCUGGUUUCCCUUCUGAAGAAAACAUACUUCUUUGCCUGGUUGACAUGUGGCUUGAUAAGGUUGAUAAUGUUACAUUUAAGCAGAAUAAGGUGAUCGGUUUGGCUCUUUCCAUAGUUUUGACUUUAAGGCAUCCUCAAGUACUGGAUAGGCUUGAACAGAUUCUAAGUGUAUGCACUAGUAUAAUACUAGCCAAGGGAGAAGAGCAACUAACUGAAGAAGAGUCCAGCUGUAGCAGGCCUAAUUUUCCAAGUAAAGAGUUGAGGAGGAGACAGGUUAAAUUCUCUGACCCCAUCAGGCAGAUUUCUCUAGAGAAUUCAGUGAGAGAAAAUCUUCAGACAUGUUCAGCAGUUCAUGGAGAGUCUUUCAAUGCAGCCAUUGGUAAAAUGCAUCCAUCACUCUUGGCCCAAGUAAAGCUAGCAUUGAAGAUGCCGUAGGUGGUGAUUUCUUGAUGGGCAUUCUUGUUUAAGGUUCAACAGCUUUCCCGUGAUCCCAUUGGAGGGGUGAAGAAGAAUGGUGAAGGUGGCAUACUGUUGUCGCGGCAUACAGAAUAUGUUGGGGGGUUUUUCUGGUGUCAGUUUUCGGAGAGCAGUUUUAUUAGUCUUUUAAUUCCAUUUCUCUCCCCGCCGCCGCUUACAAAUGCGGGGACUGUUAUGUUGUAAAUAACGGUUCUUCUGUGUCAUGGUUGGUUUUUGAGGCAUAAGGAUCACAAUGCACUGCCAGCUGAAUAACUAGCUGAUGAUGAGUGAUACACAGUUAAGUUAAUUUAUGGUUUGUUAUAGAUAUAUAUAAUUUGGGCGUUUGAUUUAGGGUUGCUGUGCCUUUUGAUUUGUGACCCAUCUCAGGAGAAUGUGUACACAUUUGAGUUUGACUAUAUUAUUAUUUAAAUGAAGAAAUGAAUACUGUCCCAUGUC